Seriola aureovittata is the source of this 3390-nucleotide messenger RNA. It is a transcript of the gene vps51, whose product is annotated as VPS51 subunit of GARP complex. NCBI's taxonomy places the organism in Eukaryota, Metazoa, Chordata, Actinopteri, Carangiformes, Carangidae. The transcript has 11 exons. The record is from RefSeq and is a predicted model, not a curated record. Gene Ontology annotation, biological process: lysosomal transport; endocytic recycling; Golgi vesicle transport. Gene Ontology annotation, cellular component: EARP complex; GARP complex; membrane. Bases 267 to 2777 code for a protein of 836 amino acids.
ACCGGAUAGGCUACACACCCGGAAACAGUUACGUUUUCGAGCCAGUUGCUUGUGUAUUGGGGGAAAUAUGACAUUUUCUAACUAAUGAAUCUGUAAAUCUGCGUUGAUAUCGGCAGACAGUUUAGCUACACGGACAUCAGUCACUUCUGAGCAAGAGGUUACCGAGUGCGGGCGGCAGUGGAGAGCUGUCUCCUGCCAGCUGGACGCCUGUCGUCUUUGUUUAUCGUCGCUUUAUCCCUGUAUUUCUCAGCUGGCCGGAGUUCGGUAUGGACGGUGAGGCGGACGGCACGGUGGCGGUGUCGGAGGACUGUGACCCCAGCAGGAGGCGGAGGGUGCACGGCAUGCUGAAGCUCUACUACGGGAUGAACAAGGAAGGAAAGGCCGCGGAGGAGAUGGAGUCCCUGGAUCCCUGCGACAUCAACGGGCCUCAUUUUGACCCCGAGCUCUACCUCAACAAGCUGAGAAGAGAGUGCUCUCUUACGGAGCUGAUGGACCAGGAGACCUGCAUGGUCAAGCAGAUCCGCUCUUUGGACAGUGACAUGCAGACGCUGGUGUAUGAAAACUACAACAAGUUCAUAUCUGCUACAGACACCAUCAGAAAGAUGAAGAAUGACUUCAAAAAGAUGGAGGAUGAAAUGGACUGUCUGUCUGCUAACAUGGCGGCAAUCACAGAGUUCAGUGCUUCUAUCAGUGGAACUCUUCAAGACCAGCACGCACAGAUCACAAAACUCUCAGGGGUUCACACUCUCUUAAGGAAGCUGCAGUUUCUGUUUGAACUGCCUGCUCGGUUGAAUAAGUGUCUGGAGCUGCAGGCCUACGCUCAGGCCGUGAGCUCCCACCGCCGCGCCCGCUGUGUGCUGCAGCAGUACAGCCACCUGCCCUCCUUCAAGGGAAUUCAGGACGACUGUCACGCCAUCAUGGACAAGCUGGCGCAGGAGCUUCGGCAGAAGUUCAGGGAUGGAGGGUCGAGCGCCAAAGAUUUAUCAGAGUGUGUGGAGCUGCUGCUGCAGCUGGAUGAGCCAGCGGAGGAGCUCUGUGAUAAAUUCCUGAGCCAUGCGCGAUCUCGACUUGAGUCGGACCUCCAGGGUCUGGAAGCAGAGAUAAGACCGUACCCGUCUGCCUCAGCUGUGAAAGAUGCUUCUGCACGCAGGCCGUUGUCGACCGCAGGUGCUGGAUCUCCGACCGAUAACUCCCCUAAAACGAGCACUCUACCUUCCCCCACCUCAAACACUGACAUCCUGGAAUUCAUUGACAGAGGCUGCAAUGAAUUUGUCAGCAGCUUAUGUUUGGUAAUUACAUCCUAUCAGGAACUUUUUAUCAAUCAUGCUCAGACAGGAGAGCUAGCGACCAAAAACAUCCCACAGAUGGCAAAUGGCAAGCUGCACGUCUUUGUGGACGACCUGGCAGCUCGGUAUUUCUCGCUUGUGGAGCGGAGAAUACAAGAGGAGAAAGGGGUCGGAGAUAACUCCCUCCUGGUCCGUGCACUCGACCGCUUCCACCGCAGACUUCAGGCUGUGGCCAAACUGCUGCCAGGCUCUGCCGUGCCAAACAAAGGCACUGAGAUUGUGGUACGGGCAGCGACAGAGCGAGUCAAGCAGUACCUGUCUGCUCUGCAGAGCUUCUACAUGGACAGUUUGACAGACGUGAGGCAGGCCUUGGCCACGCCUCGGCUCUCUGUGGCUGGUGCUUCAGUGGCUGGAGGCGGAGCUCAUCUGGGGGGGGCGGCCUCUGGUAGAGAUGCUCCGACCAGCCUGCCAGAGCUGCUCUCCUCCCUGUCGGCCUCCAUCCUCAAUCAGAUUAAGUCAGUGCUGGCAUCAGUGCAUCUCUUCACAGCUAAGGACAUCACGUUCUCCAACAAGCCGUACUUCAAGGGUGAGUUCUGCAGUCAGGGAGUACGGGAGAGUCUGGUGGUGAGCUUCAUAAAGUUUGUGUGUCAGUCUUCUCGCCAGUUCUGUGAGAGCGCUGGAGACAAAGGAGGGUCGACCCCCCCGGCCCUUCUGUUGCUGCUGUCUCGCCUCUGCUUGGACUAUGAAACCUCGACUAUCUCCUACAUACUCACGCUCACAGAUGAACAGUUCCUUGUGCAGCACCACAGUCCUGUAACACCCGUCACAAGUUUAUGUGCAGAAGCCAGGGAGGCGGCACAGAAACUACUGAACCAUUAUGUCAAGGUUCAGGGCCUGAUAAUCUCCCAGAUGCUAAGGAAGAGUGUCGAAACACGAGACUGGGUCAACACCAUCGAGCCACGAAACGUCCGAGCUGUGAUGAAGAGAGUCGUAGAGGACACCACCUCCAUUGAUGUGCAGGUGGGACUUCUGUAUGAAGAAGGUGUGAGGAAAGCGCACAGCAGCGACUCCAGCAAAAGGACUUUCUCUGUCUACAGCAGCUCCAGGCAACAAGCGCGCUACGCUGCCAGCUACACUCCCAGUGCUCCCAUGGACACCAACCUACUGAGCAACAUACACAAGCUGUUUUCUGAGAGGAUAGACAUCUUCAGCUCAGUGGAGUUCAACAAGGUCUCUGUGAUGACGGGAAUCAUCAAGAUCAGUUUAAAGACCUUCCUGGAGUGCGUCCGCUUGCGCACCUUUGGCCGCUACGGGCUGCAGCAGAUCCAGGUCGACUGCCACUACCUGCAGAUGUACCUGUGGCGCUUCGUCUCCGAUGAGAACCUUGUACACUUCCUGCUGGACGAGAUAGUGGGGAGCUCCGCCCACCGCUGCCUGGAUCCCGCGCCCAUGGAGCAGAGUGUGAUCGAAGUCAUCUGCGAACGAGGUUAAAGCUCAAAGUGCAGCACGGGCCACAUAGUCCACACUCGCCACAGAAUUACAUCACACACUGGAACCGUACAUCCACUUCAAACACUCUCUGUUACACAGUUAAUGAUGAUGUCAACGUUAUUGAUUAUUUGAGAAUCGGUUUGCAGGGUCUAAACUCUACUGUAAAGGUGAUGUUCACAUGCUCAGAAACAUUUGAUCUUAAUAUCUAUAUAAUCUAUAUUUCAUCCUAGGCCCUACAAAGAGCAUUAAAAACAUCUAGUAAGGUUUAAUCUUCUAGUUUAAUCUUGAUUCAUGAUUCAAGCUGAACUUGUAAACACAUGUUCCCCUUGAAGGAGGCGUGUUUAAUGUGAAUACAGAGUAUCAAUGAUUAAAGAAGAAAAGUUGUGUCUGUUGGAAAUCUCAUGUAUUAAUAAAUUCUCUCAGGCAUCUUUUGCUGAAUAAUUAGCAGUGUGGAUGUCAUCUGAUUACAUCCUUCAUGUCUAACACUAAAGUAACUACAGCAGACGUUUGAGCCUUCAGGCCCACUCUGUGUUUUCUGUGCAUGUGUCACACAGAUUAACGUGUUUAAAAUGGUUUAAAUUUGUUUGUCCACAAUAAAAGUGAAUGAAUGUGA